Molecule: messenger RNA, 1243 nt
Organism: Salvia hispanica
Lineage: Eukaryota; Viridiplantae; Streptophyta; Magnoliopsida; Lamiales; Lamiaceae
Source: RefSeq, a predicted model, not a curated record
UUCAUCAUUUUUGGAUAAAAUUAGAGACGGACAAAAUUUGUUAACAGAUGAAGAAGCAAGUGUCAAGCGGCAUCAAAUUCAGCAUCACUAUGUUUUGGAAUUGGAAGAUGAUGAUCUAAAACUCGAUCUCCUUUCCUUGUUCUACUCCCAACCCUAAUUUCAAUUCCAAUUUCCAUGGAAGAUCUCCCCGGCCCUCUUCUCCUCGACAUCCUCGCCCGCCUCUCCGACUCCGCCGACGUCGCCCGCUGCCGCGUCGCCUCCCGCGCCAUCAACUCUCUCGCCCCCGAGAUCCGAUCCGUCCACCUCUACUGCUCCCACCUCCGCUACGCCAAGUCCCGAUCCCCUCUCACCCGCUCCUCCAUCACGCCUUUCAAGCACGUCUUCUGCAAAUUGCUCUCCGCCCUCCACCUCGUCGAGCGCGUCUACCUCGGCAUCGACAAGCCCCUCCGCCUCGUCUCCUACGACGACGUCGAGGAUGAGGACGAUGAUUUGUUCCUCACCGACGUCAAUUUCCUCAGGGCUUGGCUGCCCGAUGUUUGCCCCCAUUUGAAGUCCAUUUCCAUUUCCGAUUUUUGGGUGCAGUCCUGCUGGAGGCGGACAGAUAUGCUUUCCCUAAUUUCUUCUUAUUGUUCUAAACUUGUCGAGUUAGAAGUUAAGAAUGCGUGGCUAUCUGUUGAUGGCUUAACUCCUAUGCCAAACCUCACUGUCUUGACACUUGAGUUCAUUAGAUUGGAUGAUGAGAAUUUGGAAAAGUAUUAUCUCGACGUGUACAGCCCAUUGCACUAGGGUGAGAUGGAGAUGGGGAAUGUGGAAAGAGGGAACGGCAGACACUUGGAUUUCUGAUGGAAAGUAGGAAGCGGAGCAGCGCCCGAUAAGCACUUUGUCUGAUCUGUUCAAGGGAUUUAAUUUGUGAAAUGAAUGAGCUAUGCAUUGCUUUCCGAAAUCUGAAUUCAGUUGAUGGAUGCAAUCAAGUUGGUGUUUGUUUGUUAUUUCGAUGAUGGUAGGUAAAAUUAUCCAUGAAAGUGUAUGUGAUGAAGUUGAUUGAUUAGUUAGUUGGGAGGAUGCAAGAGCAGCCAUCGGAAAAAUAUGCACAAACCAUUUGUGAAAUAUCCCCUGCAACUGAAGACAGGUGGAGUCAGUUAUCCGUUUUUAGUGAUAAGGUGUGUGUCUUAAAAAGAGAGAUAUUUGUUGAGGAAAAAUGUACUCCAAUAUUAGUGUGGAAAUGUACACAUCUGGAAACCCA